Messenger RNA from Lampris incognitus (smalleye Pacific opah), 7467 nucleotides. RefSeq names its product A kinase (PRKA) anchor protein 12b (gene akap12b). The record is from RefSeq and is a predicted model, not a curated record. The coding region runs from base 161 to 4792 and encodes 1543 amino acids. Gene Ontology annotation, cellular component: cytoplasm. NCBI's taxonomy places the organism in Eukaryota, Metazoa, Chordata, Actinopteri, Lampriformes, Lampridae. Gene Ontology annotation, molecular function: protein kinase A binding; calmodulin binding. The transcript is spliced from 4 exons. Gene Ontology annotation, biological process: regulation of protein kinase C signaling; signal transduction.
GGACACUGCGGGCGUGUCGCUGCAAGACAACACCAGAAAAGCUUAUCUGGGCUGCACAUCUUGCCGUGUUUGUUUUGUAUAUAAUAUAAAUAUAUUUAUUUUUUACCCCCAUCCACACUCCGGCUUUACGGAAAGGCAAGUGUCGCACUUUGUUUCCACCAUGGGAGCGGAGACUUCUUCUGUGCAGCGCGACGGGAAGAGCCCAGAGGAGGUGUCGGCCGCCGAGGAGCUGAGCGCCGAGGUGAGGACUCAUGUGGAGGGGGGCGGCGUCGUGGACUCCAAGUCUCUGCAGAAGAACGGACAGAUCUCCAGCAUGACCAGUCUGAACGGCCUCUCGGAGGACAGCACCCUGGCAGAAGUUGGCCAGCCAGACAGUGUGUCUGUGGUUCAGAAAGAGGAAGCUCCUGAGACAAUGAAUGCCAUCCAGGGUGAGGAGCCCCCCCAGGUAAAUGGAGAGAAGGUGGAGAAAGAGUUCUCCGAUGCAAAUGACAUCACAGCCGUUGAGGAGAAGGCAGCUGAGGAGAAACCUGAUGAGGCCAAUGAAGUAGGCUUCAAGAAAAUCUUCCGAUUUGUGGGCUUUAAGUUCACAUUGAAAAAGGACAAGAGUGAGGAGAAGGACCCUGUCAAGCUACUGACAGUUAAAGACAAAGAAGGUCAGGAGGUGAGCGUUAUUGAGCCAACUGAUGAUGCUAAGGAGAAGGCUUCCUCUGCAGAGGAGGAAGUCAUGAUUGAAGAAAAUGUCGAAACAUCAGCUGCAGAGACUGAUGUUGCGGAGGAGAUGGAAGAGGCCACAACCACCAAAGUUCCAGCAGAGGGUGCUGAAGAUGAAGAUGUUGCUAAAGAGGCCAAGGAGGAAGUAGCAGAGAAGGAAUCUGAGACCAGCCCACCAUCCCAGGAGGUCGCACAGUCGCCAUUCAGGAAGCUGUUCACUGGAGGACUCUUCUCAAACCUGCGAAAGAAAGCCAGCAUCAAGAAAUCCAAAGAAGAGGAAGAAAAGGAGACAGUUGCUGAGGAGGAGACUGCUGAGGCAGAGGAGACCACUGAGGCUGUGGAAGAAGAGGGAGAAAAGAUUGAAGUAGAGCAAGAGUCCAAGGAGGAGCCUCAGGCUACAACUCCUGCGGAAGAGAAACCAGAGCUGACUCCAGAGCUUGAAGUUGCUGCUCCUGCAGCUGAAGCUAGUAUUGCUGAUGAGCCAGCACCAGCAGAGGAAAAGGCAGAAGUUGCUGCAGAGGAAGAAAAGGUACCAGUGGAAGUGACCACUGAGACUGAGCUGCUUUCAUCCCAGGAGAAGGCCAAACCUCAGGGGAGCCCCCUGAAGAAGCUUUUCGCUGGAGCUGGUUUGAAGAAGCUGUCCACCAAGAAACAAAAAAGCAAGAAAGAUGCUGAGGCCAAGAUAACUGAGUCAGGGGAGCAGGCAACUGAACAACUUCAAUCCUCCACUGACGCAGCAGAAAGUCAAAAACCCGACAGCGGUGCAUCAUCUCCAGAGGACUCGGGGGAGCAUGACAUUGAUGCGGUAACCAACCAGGCUGAACCUAGCCAAGAGCCCGAAGGAGAUGUCCCCUCUGAUGGGGAGAAAAAGAAAGAUGGCAUCAUUCCAUGGUCCUCCUUCAAAAAACUGGUGACGCCCAAAAAGCGUGUAAAGAGGUCCUCUGAGAGUGAAGAUGAGGCCACGGGUGAGAAACCAGUUAAAUCAGCCACAUUGUCCUCCACAGAGAGCGCCGUGUUCACAGAUAAAUGUGGCGAGGAGGAGGAGGAGGCUAAGGAGGAAAAGCCAGCUGACGAGGAGCCAAAAACCGAAAACACUGAGAAACUGGUUGGGAGUACUGAGGAGCCCAAAAAGAAAAUGGACACCUCUGUCUCCUGGGAGGCUCUAAUGUGCAUGGGUGGGGCCAAAAAGAGGACAAGAAGGACAUCUGACUCUGACGAUGAAGAGACAAAGAUUGAAGAGGAGGCUACUUCAGCAACAGGAGAAGAGGGUAAACAGGAUGAGGAGGAGGUUAAGACAGUUGAGUCCCCUGUCAUCACCGCCCAGGAGGACCAGGUUGAAGGUGAAGUGGUGUCUUCCCCUGAACCGUUAGCCAGUCCCCCAGAGAGAGAGUCUGCUUGGGACACACUGAAGCGCUUUGUCAUGUCAAAGAAUAAGCCCAAAGUUGAGGAGAAGACAGAGGAGAAAACUGACCAAACCCUCUCAGACAGUGAGAUGCCAAAAGAAGAGUCCUCAUUUUCAUUUCGAAAAUUGUUCCCCGGUCGCAGGAAGAAGAAAGUUGAAAAGCAAUCCUCUGCCGACCAGGGCUCUGGUGAGGAAGAAUCUGACACUCCAGCUGUGGUUCCUUUGUCAGAGUAUGAUGCUGAGCAAUCUGAGGCUAAAGAGGUGGAAACAGCAACACCAGCAGCAGUACAGACUAUAGUGUCCUCAGAGGACAGGUCGCCCUCAUGGAUCCCAGCCCUAGUAGAAGAUGUUGAUGAUAAAUAUGAUCCGUUGAGUGACAUCCCAGAGGAAGCAGAAAACGCCGCCACACCAAAGUCUGCGGAAACCACCAUUGCAGAUGAUGAAAUUGAAUCACAGCCUGGACUGUCCCCUGCAGCUUUUGGCAAGGCAUGCUCUGAGCGAAGACUGUCCACAGCUGAAGUAAAGCCUGUAGUUCCCUCACCACCUGUUGAAACCACUUCUGUCCCUCAAGAGCCCCGGUCUGAGGAUGCAGAGAUCAUUGUGGAGGGCAUAGCAGAGCAGGUCAGUGAGAUCCCUUGCCAGACAUCUGUGGUUGUUGAAGAUGUACCAGUGCAUGUAGCCACUGUUGAAACUGAGUAUGAGCCACCAAUUGAGCAUACUGAGUCCAAAACAAAAACCAUCCUUAAGCCACAUUUGCAGGAGGAGGCCAUGGCCAUUUGCACUGGCUUAGGAACCAAGGAGAUUGCCAAAACAGCCCAGGAAAAGCCUGUGAUGCCCACUGCAGAGUCUGUGGCUGUGAUCAGUGAUGCUCUUUGUACUGAGGUUUUAGUAGAGGAGAAGACAUUGCCUUCUGAGGAAGCUACUGUGUCAAUGGAUAGUGUGUUUGAGGCCCAAGUGAACCAUGUGGAGGUUGCAGAGCUUGAGUCUACCCCUGAAAACUUGGAGGGAACUUGCAAAAUUCAAACCGCCAAUGAGAGCUAUGAACCUGAAAUCGAGAAGAUUGCCUUAGUCACCACUCUUCCAGAGCAGUCUGAAAUUGUUCAGCCACCAUCAAUGGAUGAGAACUCUCCCAAAGGUAUUGCUGUUAAUCUCACUACACCAACUGCUGAGGCACCUGUCAUAACCGAGACUGUGGAAAUCACUUUACCAACUAUAGAAAUUAAGGAAAAGGAACUGGAUGUGGAACAGCCUGCUUCCCCCGAAGAGAACAUCCCAGUAGAAGUAGAAAUGAUAGUUCAGCCUGUAGCACAAGAAACAAAUUCCACCCUAUCUGAAACCACCAAGAGUGAUGGUGUAGAGGGAACAGAGCAAGACAUCUCCGUUGUGGUGCCUUCUGAAGAGGUUACCAUAACCCAGGAGACAGCGGUUGUAACUGCCCCACUUUCAGUGGAGCCCAAGCAAGUAGAGACCAAGGAGGAGGUGGAGACAGAAAAAGCCCCAACAUCAGAGUCCACUGGUGAUGAACCAAUCAAAGUGCAGGAAACUAAGGUGUGCACAGAGGUUGAAGAAGCUGUGGUAGAUGCUAGCAUUGGAGCUGCUGAGUCAGAGGACAGUGCUGAUGUCAGUGAGCAAGCCAAUGACAAUCUGCAGGAAACCAAGGAAGAGAUAGAGCAGGUCAAUGCUAUUGAAGAGCAGAGCAUGGUCAUUGCCAAGUCUGUAAUCCAAAAUGCUGUGGAGGAGGUGUCAGAGGACCAGUCUGAACCCCAAAAGCCUACCAGCCCCUCAUCCAACAUCCCAGCCCCAGUCCAGGCUGUGGCCACAACAGAAAAGGAGCUUGACAUGGAGAUGCCUGUUGUUACAGACGCUCCCAUAGCCACCAUCCAUGAAACACCAGCAUCACCAACCCAGGAAUCCAAGUCCCCUAAACAACUCCUCACUGCAAUCCAAGUCAUUGAAACAACUCCAGUGGAAUUAGCAGAGAGCCUUGAUGCCCCCGCAGAGGAGAAAAAAUCAGAAGAUGAACUGAAGCAAGAUGUGGAGGUACAGGCAAGUGAAGAGACUGUUGCGACAGAAGAAAAGGUAGAAGUAAAGUUAGAUAGUCAGAGAGAUGGAGAGCUUGAGGAGGUCAAGAAGAAACAGAGCAAAGAUGACAGAGAGACACAGGAAGUUGUACAAGCAGAGAAACAAGAAACUGCUGAUUUGUUCGAAGAAGUAAAACCAGAACCAGAGAUCACGAUGGUGGCGACCCCGUCAGAGGAGAAAAAAGAGAAAGAGAAGCCUGAGAUCCAUUUGCCAGUCCAGGUGGUCCUGCAGGUGGCACAGGUUCUUGAAGAUCCAAAGCUGGAGGAAGAGGCAGUGGUGGAGUUUGACAGCAAUGGCCCAGUGAAUGAUGUGGCACCAACUAAAAAGAACGACCAGGAAGCUGAUAGCCCCAUAUGUCAGAAACUGGCAUCAGACCGCCUCCCAACACUCUUGGAAGAGCCUAAAAUGCAAUCUUCCACAGAAGUGGCCACCCUCAGCCAAGAUGCCCAAGAUGAAGUGACGGCUGCCGGCCCAGCAACGACAGAAAAGUUGGCAGUGGGGACAUGUGCAGAGGUGAUGGCGCAGGUGAUCGAAGUGAUUGAAGAGGCUGUGAAGGAGAUCGAGCCCAUCUCCACCGAGCUCACAGCAGCAUCAUGAGCAGUCAAAGGUGCGAGAUUGAUGCCUGGGAGACGAGUUGUCUGGACCAGGAAGUGAGUGAUGAAGGAGAGAGCAAGAGAGAGAGAGAGAGAGAGAGAGAGAGAGAGAGGCUGCUCUGAGGAAACACACUGAGACUGGGCUCCAUCCAAACCCUGCCUAGAAUGACUGAGUGACUGAGCAACCCCUCCCAUCCUCUAAACCCGACACCCCGCACCCAACCCCCGUCUUGCAGCAAACCACCUGGUCAUAGAAAAGUGAUAACCAGCCUCCACGUCCAAACCACCCCAGGGGCAAAGCCAAACCAACUGCCCUGCACACUCUCACUCAAAUCCCAUCACAUUCCUGUGCCUCAGUGGUGUCCCACCUGACAUGUAAUCAAUGUGAUGUACGCUAUAUGUCUCAAUGACCUUCCAUCGCCCUUGCCAGUUUGCAAGAGUCUGCAUUCUGGUCGAGCAAGAUAGUGAGACGGGGAGAGAGAGAGAGAGAGAGAGAGAGAGAGAGAGAGAGAGAGAGAGAGAGAGAGAGAGAGAGAGAGAGAGAAAGAAAGAAAGAGAGAGAAUAUGCAUAUAUCUGAGAUUGAGUGCAGUUAAAGAGUUGGAAGAUUAUUAUCUUGUAUAUUGUAUUUAUAUCAUAUAUAUUCUCUUAUUCAUCCCAGGUCUUCAUUUUUUUUCGGUUUCUGACUGUACGGAAUUUAUUGCCUAUUUGUAAUUCCCACGAAAAGCUGUGAACUAGCAGACAACAUCACGGCAGUCAAUUUAACUAGGAAAAUGAAUUGGAGCGAGGCACAGAAAAACAUAAUUUAAAGUCUAUGUGGGCAACACGAAAUUACUACAUAACCAAUGUGAAAGCAUUUAGGCAAUGUCCAAGAGGGUGCACAGUGUAUCACAGCCCUAUUUAGUCAUUUUAAAAGAUUAUUUCAGGAUUAUGUAGAUAUUAUCUCUAAACCAUGGUACAGGUGCGAUUGCGGUCACAUUUCUGGUCACACUAAAUAUACGUUACAGUUUGAUUUGGUGGAGGAACAGGGAGAACGAUGAAGUCCAUGAUAAACGCUUCAGGUGUCUGACCUUUUACACUGACUCGUCACACUGUAUUUCCCGUCAUUCUCCGUCCUGCCAAAAUAGUUUCGGCCCCGUGUAGAUAAGAAAAUCACUGCCUGAUUAACUGUGAAAAAAAAGUAUUGUUACUUAAUUACGUCUCUGUUUCAUGUGAAGGUAAAAUAAAACACUAUUAUUCCACCUAAUACGGAUUAUGUGGGAGAGGUGUCUGGUAAACAAGUUAUGUGAAAAGUCACACAUCUCCGCGACACGGACAGCUAGUUAUACAGGGUAUGAGCACGUACGCGACCUGAAACAGUUACACAAGAAGUCAUGUGCACAAUGUUAGCUGGACAUGUAUUUUGAAUUAUUGUAUGAUUUAGGAAUUGGUGUGUACCACUUAUUAUAGGAUUUGACAGCUUGGUCACUUCAGUGUCUUGUAUGAGCCAGCGCUGCAGUCUGCAAUGAACGAAAGUGCGUUGGCGCCCUCUGUCGCCUACUAUGAGUAGUACACCAUGUAUUCCACAUGUCAUUUUCACAUGAUUCAAAUGUAAUUGUUGUAGUAGAGGUUGAGUCUUACAAGGAAAAAAAAAGUUUUUGUUUUGUUUUGUUUUGUUUUUGUUGCAUUGCACAGUUCAACCUGUCAUUUGAUACUAGGCCUACAAUGUGUUCUCCACCCGGCAUGAUAGCUUUGGUUCACCAAACCAACACAAGGGAGGAUUUAGAGAGCACGCUCACUGAUGGAUGAUACAUAUGGCUCAGAUAUUGCAUAAAACCAGACCAAAUUAUAAAAUCACAGUCAUGGACUGCCUUGCUCACAGGAUGACGUGCAAUUAAAUUUCCCCAUCUCCCAACACUGACUCUCGAGUCAAAACGAUUUAUUCCUCAAAUUACCAACUCGUGAGACACAUUUUAUGGAGGAGGGUAAACAUUGCCAAUUACAUGCUUACAGGGAGGAUGGGUGACAAGCUUUAGGAUGGAAGAGUGUCUUAACAUUUCUGUUAAACCCUUUCCCCAACUCAGCAGCCAGACCAAAUAUGUCACUGUGGGUAAAACACACGGGCAAUUUUUGUUUCUGACCAAAUUUAGUUCACCUGUGCUUGUGAGGGUUCUGGCCUCAUGUGAAGCAACAUUCACACACUAGAAUCCGUAAAAUCUCGACGUGGUGGACUUCACCAGCAGCACUACGAGGCUUCCUUUUGACUAAGCUGUUGUCAAUGACCAAAUGAGAGAAAGACAAGAGGUCACCAAACUGUCCGGUCGCCGUUUCACGAUGAGUACACAAGUACGCUGUGACGUCACAUCCAUACCAUUUGUUUUUAUAGAUGAAAUGAAUCAAAAACAAGACAAUUGCUCGCUGCUUUUUGUAAUGCAUUUGGCUGGGACACCUGCCUACCGUCAAUCCUCCCAAGCUUUUUGUAACACACUCUUAACUGUGAAGCUGAUAACCUUUGUACAGAAUGUAUAACCCGUGUACUUUAAAAAAAUUAUAUUGUUGUCAUGGUAACCAAUAACCCAUUAAGCAUUUAGCAUAAUAAACGUGUAGCAUGGUCUUACUUUUAUAUUUCCCAAGCUGUUAAUAGUUAAGGACGCAGAAACUUGUCUAUAUUUCAUUCAGAAUAAAGCUUGUAAAAAUGUGAA